AUGGUUUCAUGUUCAGGCAUCGCUGGCAAAGUCGUCAUCAUCCUGCAGUUGAUGGUGAUGACCUCGGCAGAUUACAAGACAGGGAAAUUCGCAAUGCCGAGCAGCCCUCUGCCGAUCCAUGCACAUUGCGACCUCGUCCGACUGCCGCGCGGGGUGGGAGAUCUUUCAAUGCGGUUGCGAGGAGGCAAGGAUCCUGAGCCCGUCGGUGACAUGCUGAACUCGAUCAGUCAGAACAUGCAAAAGUGGCAGCAGGAUUCCAUGAAGUUUGUGGAGCGCAUCGAAGUGCCGAGGAUGGGGAAAGAAGCCCAGCAGGUCUUGUCCGACGCAUCUCGAGCUUGCAGCAAUGCGCUGGAUGCUGUGCCAGGAGGGAAGGCGGCCAAGAACUUCUUCCUUGUUCCAUGGUUGAACUUCAGGCAGAACGAUCCCAUCCUGAGCGAACGAGUCGCCUGCUCUGUUGCUGCCGUUGUCUCCUACGUGUGCGUGCUGCAGCUCGGUCAAGGGAUCAGCCUAGCAGCAAAGAUUUCUCACUACACAUCCAAGGGUCUUCCCGCUAGCGUCAUCGGCUUCAACUCGGUGGCUGUUGCUGGACUGGUUGCUGGGGAGGCAUCACACAAUAUGUACCAGACGCUGCGUUCCAACGCGCCGAGGCUCUACGGCCGCCGACCGGCUCCUUCUCGCGAGCGGAGCAACAUCGACCGCCUGCAAGACCUGUUCUUUUCUCUGAUCUUCUACAAGCUCAUUCUCCGAGGAGCUUUCCGCACGAUCGCUCCGACAGAUCUGACAAAGCCAGGCGUGUUUGCGCGCGAGUGGGUUGAGACAAGAGGAGAGAACUACGCCACUUAUGGUCAACGAGUUCGUGUCGGACAAGUCGGCUGGAAGAGAGGAUGUCAUCAUUGCGGGUCUCGCUUUCCUGGUGGAGUGCUCGGGCUGACCAAGAAGUGGAUCUGCGAUCAUCAGCCUCCAAACAAGAUCGUCUCCCUCGGAGAGAGCCAGCGGUUCUAUCCUCACUGUCGGGGUUGCUCACAGGCUCAAUCCCUCACCUUGCGAGGACUGAGAAGUCCGUUCCGGCUGCACUGGCCAUCUGGUCCUUCCAUCUUCGGGGCGUCUUUCCUGAGUAUCCACCCGCUCAUCGACUGGGCUAGCGACGUUUUCACCGGGAAGAAACAGCCGGAGCCUCGAGGACGAGUCGGUUACAAGAGGCCCAAGGAAUCUGUCUUCGAUGACUCGCCCAGCUCGUUUGGGGGGCUGAGCAAGGAGGACUCGACCAGCAGCUACGUGACCAAGCUGCCAAAGGCUAUGAACUUUCAAAGGAAGAAGCGACAGUCGGAAGACUUUGACUGGAACACCGUAGACCACAUCGAGAAGGAUGAAGUUUGGAGAUAA
This is a messenger RNA of Guillardia theta CCMP2712, 1383 nucleotides long. RefSeq lists its product as hypothetical. The coding region runs from base 1 to 1383 and encodes 460 amino acids. The record is from RefSeq and is a predicted model, not a curated record. Lineage: Eukaryota; Cryptophyceae; Pyrenomonadales; Geminigeraceae. The transcript has 10 exons.